AUGAUUGAUGACAAGUUCUUGCCUUUUGAUUAUGUCUCCUACGCUUCUGAGCUCCAAGAAAGGGCGUAUAUGAUGCUUAAAAUGAAUGGCGGUGAUGGAAGCGGUUAUGGAAGUUCUGAUAGUGGUGGUUAUGUUUAUGAAGAUGAAGCUGGUGAUGAUCCGAAUGAUGAUGGGAAUGAUGCUGGGAGCAUUGAUGAUGGUGAAGAUGCAUUCAAUGUGCAUAGACGGGCCCCGAGUGAGGAUGAAUUGGGUGCGGAGAUUGACCCGUCAGCGUUUGAUAGUGAUGAGGCAUAUGCGAGGGCCCUUCAGGAUGCAGAGGAGCGAGAAGUUGUUUUUCGCUUGAUGGCCCUUGCCGGCAUCAAUGAUUGUGAGUUCACUCGAACUAUGGUAUUUUAAAUUAGACAAAAUUUGGUUGGAUUGCAUGGCAUGAAUUUCCAUGACUGCUGCACUACACUUACAUUGGACACCAUUAGCACCUGAACCGUUUGUGGGAUAGGUUCUACUGUGGUCGGGCCUCUGUAGAUGAUAUCACCAAUUGGGUUGUCUUAUCUAUCAUAUCUGAUGACUUCUAAAUGGAUUACAGCAUGGGAAAAGCUCGCCAGUUGGAUCUGUAGGAUAAUCCAAUCUGUGCAAUUUGUGGAGACUGGUCUAUUUAUUUGGGGGCCCACUCAAUUCAAAGUAUCAUCAUUGUUAUA
Messenger RNA from Magnolia sinica, 695 nucleotides. Its product is annotated as E3 ubiquitin ligase BIG BROTHER-related-like. Bases 1 to 396 code for a protein of 131 amino acids. The transcript has 2 exons. Lineage: Eukaryota; Viridiplantae; Streptophyta; Magnoliopsida; Magnoliales; Magnoliaceae. The record is from RefSeq and is a predicted model, not a curated record.